Pisolithus orientalis is the source of this 951-nucleotide messenger RNA. Its product is annotated as P-loop containing nucleoside triphosphate hydrolase protein. NCBI's taxonomy places the organism in Eukaryota, Fungi, Basidiomycota, Agaricomycetes, Boletales, Pisolithaceae. The record is from RefSeq and is a predicted model, not a curated record. The transcript has 6 exons. Bases 65 to 841 code for a protein of 258 amino acids. Gene Ontology annotation, cellular component: cytoplasm.
UAUCUCCAGCGCUUGUGGCUUCUUUGCUGUUAACUUCGCAUCUAUACCCCCUCUUUCACACUGCAUGGCCAAUACCAAAGUCAUUCUUAUUGGAGUCGGAGGAGCUACGUGCUCAGGGAAGACGACCCUUGCAAAGCAUCUUCGCACGAUCCUUCCAAACAGCGUCAUCGUUCAUCAGGAUGAUUUCGCACCGCCUCAAGAAUUGAUUCCGAUUCACCCUGUGUACAACGUCCAAGACUGGGACAGUCCUGAGAACGCCAUAGAUUGGCGUAGAUUCAGCCAGUUCCUGGAGAAAGUGAAGCAAGACGGAAAAAUGCCAUUGGACCAUAUAAGCCACGAUCCUCUUAACGAGCAAAAAGAAUUCCCAAUUGACCCCGAGUGCUACGCGAAGUGGAGGUCACACUUUGAAGAAGUCGAACGCCGUGGUCGUGAGGAUCACGGGAUAGAGAUUACAUGGGCUCUGGUCGACGGCUUCCUGCUCUAUUGGGACCAGGGAUCGAUGGAUCAAUUAGAUAUCCGCAUAUUUUUGCGUGUCCAACACGAUACGCUGAAAGAACGGAGACGCGAGCGAGAUUAUUACAUAGCAGAUGGAUCGAUUUGGCGUGACCCUCCGCUGUACUGGGAACACAUCGUAUGGCCUGGAUACGUUGCAGCACACAAAGACAUGUUUGAGAACGGUGAUGUAGAGUCGGGGAGGCCGACCGGGGAUAAAAUGCGGGGGAUGCUUGUGCUUGGGAACGCGAAGAUGUCAACCACUGACGUUGUCAACCGGUGCUGCGAGGAAAUAGCGGAGUUCCAGGCAUUUCCGCAGAAGAGAAACUCCCGCCAUCACGAACCGUAGCCCAAUCACGCCUCUGAAGUUGGUGUAUGUAGCAUGUUUACAGCACAUUAAAUGAUGGGGCUUUAUCCUGUGUUUUCUCUGAUGGGCCAGGUGUAUGAGCCGGCUGACAU